This is a messenger RNA of Aegilops tauschii subsp. strangulata, 543 nucleotides long. The record is from RefSeq and is a predicted model, not a curated record. NCBI's taxonomy places the organism in Eukaryota, Viridiplantae, Streptophyta, Magnoliopsida, Poales, Poaceae.
AUGUCGCCCGCCCGUGGCCUCUGCCUCGCCGACGUCGUCACCGAACGCCGCCGCCUCGACCUCUCCUCCUCGCCGGCGACGCGUCCCCGUCCUCCUCCUCGACCCCCACUGCCACCCCCCUACAGCUACGCGGUGAGCUGUCGCGCCGGUCGUGCCUCCCCUCUCCCCCCUCUCUGCUCCCGGCCACGCCCGAUGCGCGCGCCCGCGCACCGCCGUUCCGCACCCGAGCGCCCCGAGUGCGCUCGGCCGCACUCACCGCCGCAUCCGCCACGCUCCCGCGCGCUCCCUGCUGCGUCGUGCCCACGCAUGCCCCGCUCGCUCCUUUGCCUGCUGCUGCUGCUCACGCCGACCCCGCCACCGCGCGCUCACCGCAGCGCCCCGCAGCUCCUCCGCCGCACGGCGCCCGCUACUGCGGCCUCGCUGGCCCGCACGCUCGCAGCUGCACACCGCUCCAGCUCCGCCACUCGCCGCCCCGCUCCGGCCUCCCUCGCCGUGCUCCGCCUCCCCACGUCGGUCGCUGGUCGCUCGCCGUUGCCCGCAUAG